Molecule: messenger RNA, 7493 nt
Organism: Chilo suppressalis (striped riceborer)
Lineage: Eukaryota; Metazoa; Arthropoda; Insecta; Lepidoptera; Crambidae
Source: the annotation of a GenBank genome assembly
CGCCCCAGUUUUGGACGGAAGAGCAAGCCACACGCGCGGGUCAUAGUACCUUCCGCACUCCGCGUACGCAACCAACCAACCGAACUUCGCUUCGCGAGUUUCCCGGCGCGGAAAAUAUUACCGUUUUUAAAAUUCAGAACACCGGCCAUUUUGUGAUGAAACAUUUUUGGCUUUGGACCGAAGUUUUAGCCAUUUUACAUACAGGCUGAUAGUUUUUGUUUAGUUGAAUUGAAUAAAACUUUACUAAAACAUACGUUAUGUCUAGCAAAUUCUUAAGUGUUCUAUUGGUGACUGCUCAUGUAGCUGUGGUAUGUGUACUCACAAAGACAAUACAACCCCCUAAUGAGAUUAUAUUUCAAUCAAAAUUGGACUCUGAAGAAAGCCUUACAGGAUUGCUUGCCCAAGAUAUUUGCUGGGAUCUUGAACCCUAUCAAAACGAGUCGUCGUCAUUCACGCAAGAAGAAUGUUUGAAGAAUUUUAAACGUCCACAUGAUGGAACAAGCGGAACACCUCCAACAGUGCAGCUGCAGUGUGUUCGUCGAUCCGUGGUCGGAUUCAACGUCCAAGCUGCCAAGACUGAAGGAAACCCGCUAGUGGUACUCACUCCGAUUAAUUCCACAGCGAUCAACCUGCCAUACAACUUGUUGAUUACUCGAAAGGAAGAGUUCACCACUAUCAAUAUCAUAACACCUGGCCGAUACAAGUCCUGGACGACUUUGCUGAAUUACGAUGGAAGCCACACAGUCUGGAGAAGAGGGCCAGACAUCACAUCGUGGAACAUGACUGGGAAAAUACCGCACAAAAAAUACACGAUUUCCUCAAACAUCGAGCCAAUGACAAUGAAAAAGCCACUCAAUUACAGUUUCAAAGUUGCAGCGACUUUCUCUUGGAAUUCAUUUGAUAAUGAAGAUAUGUGCUUCCAUCUCGUGAACUACUGUGACGGUCGCCUCACUGAAAAGUCAAUAUCGCCUAGUAUGAAUCGCCGCUACGUGCUUUUCGACCUACCUCUGGACACAAGGUGUACACUCAACAUAACCGGAAAAUACGGAGUCACAACUUACAUAUAUCAGACGCCCAGCUGUAAUAAUAUAAGUGAAUGUAUAGAUCUUGAGAAUAUGCGGAAGGCAGAUCUUGAAACGGUGCGAAAGGCAGAUCUUGAGAAGGCGCAGGAGGCAGAUCUUGAGAAUGUGCAAAAGGCAGAUCUUGAGAAGGCGCAGAAGGCAGAUCUUGAGAAUGUGAGGAAGGCAGAUCUAGAGAUGCAGAAAGCAGAUCUUGAGAAGGUGCAGAAGGCAGAUCUUGAGGAUGUGCGGAAGGCAGAUCUUGAGAAUGUGCGGAAGUCAGAUCUUGAGAAUGUGCGGAAGGCAGAUCUUGAGAAGGUGCGGAAGGCAGAUCUUGAGAAGGAGCGUGAGGAAGAUCUUGAGAAAGUGCGGAAUCUCACAAUAGUAGCCAGUGAAGGCGCCACCGGGUGGGACGUGAAGGUGGAGUGGGUGCCGCCCGUCCGCCCAGCGUUGUGGUACAACGUCACACUGUUCGCGCGACACCACUUGAAAAGUCAACAGGUGCCUGGGAAUGCGACGUCCGUGAUUAUCCCGGAAGUAGAAGACAGUGGAUUCUAUGACGUUGCUGUGGGAGCUGUUAAAGCUAAUAGAACGGCAUACACAAGCGCUCAAGCUAUUUUUCCAGAACUGGAGACUGCGAGUGCUCUAGGAACUGUGCUAGGUGGGUCUUGGUCAGUACUUCUGGGCCUGGCAGCUGUUCUGGCAACGUUGCUCUUGCUGUGGAGACGCCGCGCUGCUAAACUUAAGAAUGACUACUUCUCGGAGCCGGAUGACAAGCUGCCUAAAGAAUGGACGGGCGCAGAGUCCGAAAGCGGUGGUACUAGCGGGACCACCGAGGACUCGUGGGAAGUUCGGGAGGGGAGGUUGUUACUGCACGAGGUGGUGGGAGAAGGCGCGUUCGGUGUUGUCCGCCGCGCCACGCUCGCGCCUCACGAGACGCAAGUGGCGGUCAAGAUGCUCAAAGACUUCCCCACAGUGGAGGAGAUCCGCUCAUUUCGUUCGGAGAUGGAGUUGAUGAAGAGCGUGGGUGCGCAUCCGCAUAUCGUGAGCCUGGUGGGGUGCUGCAGCGGCCGCCGGCCCCUCAUCGUGGUGGAGUACUGCGCGCGCGGCGACCUGCUCACAUACCUCAGAUGUUCCUGGGACGUGAUAGUGUCUAAGCGUAACGCCAAAUACUACAAUAACAACAUAGAGAGUUCCGGCUACCGGAACGAUUUGUUCAAAUGCAAACCCGAGGCAGAACACUCCAAGCUGGUAGUCAACAAGAUGUACGACCUUCAAGGGAUAUGUGACAAGGAGCUUACAACCAGGGACCUCCUAUCAUUCUGCCGACAAAUCGCCAUGGGAAUGGAGUUCUUAGCUUCCAAUAGGCUAGUACACAGAGAUCUGGCGGCGAGAAAUGUCCUAGUAUCUGCCGAUAGAACGUUGAAGAUAGCAGACUUUGGGUUAUCUAGAGACGUGUAUCAAGAGAACCAGUACAAACAGAAAGGCAAUGGCAAGAUGCCCAUGAAAUGGAUGGCGUUGGAGUCCCUAACUCAUAAGAUAUAUACUACGCAAAGUGAUGUAUGGUCGUUCGGCGUGGUGAUGUGGGAGAUAGGCAGCGUGGGCGCGAGUCCGUACGCGGGCGUGGCAGGCGCGCGCCUUCCGCGGUUGCUGCGCGCCGGGUACCGCAUGCCGCGCCCCGCGAACUGCCCACAGCAUUUAUAUGAGCUGAUGCUAUGGUGUUGGAAAGCACACCCCCACUCCCGGCCCACAUUCAUCGAGCUACACGCGCGGUUAGACGAGCUGUUAAACUACGCGUGCGCCGACGACUACCUGAGCCUCGAAGACGACACGCCAGAUCAUGUGCCCGCCGUGCCUGCCCGCCCCGCCCACAACUACGUGCGCCUACUGAUCAAAAGCAAGUUGGGCUGGCCACGAGGUGAGACCUACGAGAGACCGCUUCGCACUGUUCAGAGCAACCACUAUACCUCUCCGCACACAUCGCUCGUCCAGCCUGUAUCUUGACACCUAUAGUUUUUAAAAUAAGGACGUGAAUCGAUAAUGCGUUUAUACGAGUUUCAAGUUGGAUGUUUUGAUAAAUCCCAGAAUAUCACAUAUUUCAAGCACGCCCUACACUUCAAGACACACCGUACUCUUUAAGUUACGCUCCUGUCUGUGGCUAUUAUUAUCACAUAAAAUGUAUCAUAAUAGCAAGAUGGUGUAAUAUUUUAUAGCAGCGAAUAUUUUAGAAAGUUCAUAUUGCAGUCAUAUAUCAGUAUAGCACCCUAUUAAAUAUACAGCUCAAAAAUACUAAAUGUGACAAUGAUUGGGUGUAAAUGUUCUCUAGGCUCUGUUGGCUAACUGAUCUUACAAUAACAUCCAGAACUACCUCCGUUAUGUCUUUCUUUCCCAUUGAGUUCCGCAUGGGAAACCCUUUCUGAUUGGUGGAGCGUCAAAGGCGAUGACGAUGAAUACAUCUUCUAUACAGAUCUUUGGUAUUCAGAUCACCAACAAUCCAAUAUAUAGUAAAAGUUGCGCCCUAAGUGUAGUCCGGAACCAAGUUAUACUAAUAACUAAUAUUUAUUAAAAGAUUGAAUAUUAAUCAAAACAAGUAUGAUUUAUGGCCUAGUAUCCAACCUGACUUGACAAAACCUAAUAUACUUGUAACAUGAAAAAAAUGUAAGAAUUUCUUAUGAGUUAUUUCAUACAUAAUGUAUACGAUUAUUUUUAGUUUUUCUUUUACAUUAAGUUUUUAAACGUAUACGCACUAAUUGAUCUCCUAAAACAUGAUUAUGAGUGUCAUGUUUACAUUUUUGUCAUAGUUAUAUGUGUUUCAUAUAGUAUGAUGUGCCUAUAACAUGACUAUGUCUCAAUGAGAUAAUGUGAUAGUUCUCUAUAUAGUAUAUAAGAUUACUUUAAAUAAUUAUGUUCGUAAUAUGUCCUAAUGUAAUUGGAAUUUAAGUAGUUUCUACUUUAUAUGUUACCUUACAUCAAACAAACAGGGUAGAAAUGUUAAUUAGAUAAGUUUAUAAACAUAAACAAAGAAAUUCCAAAUAAAAAUAAUUGUAAUGAGAUUUCGAAAUAAAAAAUGUUUCAAAUAAAUCAUAAUUAUAUUAUUUUUAUACAUUCCACAAUGAUAUAACUUAUCCUAAAUACAAAAAUAUCCAUAUUGAUCAUUUUUCUCAGCAUCAAAGUGGUGCCCAUAUCAGACUUGCUUACCUUUGAUUCUACGGGUUCCGAAUUAUUAUACAAUAUAAAAUAGCAUAACGAAAUGUCCAGGAACUAUAUGAAAUAAAAAUUAGAAUUCGGAACACGCUAAACCAACUCCUUCCAUGUUCCAUUACUCUUAUGACACACGGGACGUACAAAUGUGAGCAAAACAUAAGAAUGAUUCAUAACUUUCUCUAAAACUAGCUGCUUAACCGAUUAUGAUAUGGGUAUAACGAAUAAAAAACUGUAUUUUUAAUGUAUCACACUUAAAUUCUUAUAUUACAUUUAAUAAUAAGCCAUAAUUUUGAUUAAUUUUGUUAUUGUUUUUAAUUCAUGAUUGCUUUUCUCGUUAACAAUAAUUUGCAAAACAACUAGAUUUGUUUUUAGACGUAUGAAAUAAAAACUAUGUGUCUUAAUCUCAAGCGAGAUGCAAGAUCCGCCAAGUUAUAGCGACAAUAAACUGUGUUUAUUGCAUUUACAUUUCUCAAAUAUAUAUCGCGUAUUCGUUACGACAAGCAACAUCAUGGUAUACCAACAAGAAUCUACAAAAAAUAUAACUAAACACAAGUGCAUUACAAAUUAUAACUAUAUACUAUAUUAAUACAAUUUAACGGAAUACAAAUCAAUAAUGAAUUUCGCUUACAUGCAUAAUUCAAAGGAGUGUAAAUUUAAUAGGAAUGGCAAGAUCACCUAGUAUAACAAACUUCUAAAAACGUUGGAAAAUUAAGUUACUCUCUUGUAUUUAGUAUUAAUUUAAAUGUUUUACAUAUAUAAUUGUUUAACAUAAUAUAUAUACCGAAAAAUAAAGAACAAUACAAUACAAUAAAACAACAGAGGCAUACCAUUUAAAUCAAACAAUGUAAUUGAAUGGCGUUCAAAAUCUACGAUAAACGAUUUUGGGACUCAGCAUUAGUCACAUAAUAUAAUUGAAUUGAGUUAGGUAUACAUCAGUACGAAAUAUCUGUCUGGAUUCGAAUAAGAACAUUACUAAAAAGUUUGAAUCAAAACUUUUGUGAAUAUUUUAUAGAGCAUCUUGAACAGGAAAGAGAAGUUAACAAAAUCCUAACUUUGAUAUAUUUUAUUUAUUGCAGUAGCAUUUUCAAUAUUAACAAUUAGUCACUGGGGAAACUGACAGAUGUUUUUUUUUAAAUAAGAAUUACUGGCGAAACGGACGCAUCGAGUAUUCUGUCUCAUACUUUGAAUCUCUGUAGGUAUAUACUAUUGUUACAAAAGUGUGAACUCUACCCCGAUAUCAUUAUAAAUCUUAACUCUAAAACAUAGAAGAUUACACGUGUGUAAUAAUAUGUGCCUAUUGAGGCGAGAUCAGCUCGAUCGACAGUGACAAAGCUCGGCACAGCCAAAAAUAAUGUUGCAGUUCUGCGCGUGCGCUUUUAAACAGUUACAUAAUUAUAUCAACAGACACCUUACUUUAUUGCAACCGAUUGGCUAUACACAGCUAAACACAUCUAUUCAUAAUACACAAUCGACUUUGGCUGAUAAUACUAACAAUUCUCUUAUCUACUGGUAAUAUUGUGUAUUAACUCGUAUUCAAAUACCAAUACUCAUAGUACAUUUAUAUCUAUCUUUUUUAUACAUAAGUACAUGCUGUGAGUUUUAGCAAUUAGAAAUGAUAACAAAAUUAUAACUAUGUUCAUAUACAUACAUGCAUAUAAUUAAAAACCCCUCUCUCACACUGAUAAUAAUCUGUAAUAAUAAUAGUUCGUAAGAACUAUUUCAUUGGGUUUCAUUUCACGCUUGUGUAAACUCCGUGUUAGAUACGGCCAAUUUAUUAUCAAUACAAUGUCUAUCAGCCGUUUCGUAUUUUUUUUUUUACAUUUAUUACCUUGCAUAUUUUAUUUAUAUUUUUAUUAUUCUUAGGAAGAAAACAGAAAAUUAAGUUACUCUGUCAAAUUUGUUUAAUUUAAAAAUGGUUAUAAAUAGUUUCGAUGUUUGUUUUUUUUUUUGUUUUGAUACUUGAUGUGCCAUUUGAAUAUGAAAUAGGAAAUUUGAUAAAAUCAUAGUCAUCAGAAUUUAGCAUGAUUAUAAUGACAGACAUACUCUAAGCACACGCAUUUUUCAUUGCGUGAAUUAAGGUCGGGCAGUAUUUUCAGAUAAAUACACGAAUUCAGUAAUUCUCGCUUUUCAUUUAAUUACAAUAAAUGUCUAACUAAUAUAUGUCUAUCUACUCAUUUCUAAUAAUAAUAACGGGUAAAAUAUCGCCAAAGGUCUUCCACAUCUGUCAUUCUAAUCAUUCUACAUUUAUUCAAAAAAAAUCUAUUGGUUUUGAACUGGUACUAAUUAAGGGACAGUUUAAAACGAAUCAUAACAGGCGGUAUUAUACAGAUUUAUUUGAAAUGAAAAAGUAAUCAUGUCAUCAGUGUAACCAAGGCUUUAUAAGGCCGAGUGCAGAUGACUUGACAAGUAUGCCCAACGACAAUAUUUCUGCCGGGAAAUUGUCGAUGCAAUAACAACAUUUAAGACGCCAAUAGCCUCUCCUUAAUAGAACUCAUGUUUGCAGAUACUACAAUAAUCCGAUACUACAGCAGUCAGAAUCCGCGGUGUGAUUUACAUACCAGCGAAUUUGGCGGUUGAAAGUGAGUUUGUUCUUACAGAACUCCGAUAGUAGAGUAAGUUAGAUCACCUUAAAAUGAACGUUACAUAAUACUAUUCUCUAAAACAAUUUUUAUAAUGUUACCAGCAGCGAGUUAGUUCCUCACGAAUAAAGGCUAUUAAAUCCAGUUCCAUUUUACUUCCUGUCCCCUAGCAUGAGCACCCCGAUACACAUUAUAUCACGUUUUUAUCACGUCUAACUGUCAAAGUCUAUAGUAGUUUGACAAGUUAGCGUGAUAAAAACGAGCCAUAUAUCAUAUUACGGUGCUCAUGCUAAGGCGUUGGUAUUGCAAGCGUCUAUAUCUAUACCAUAAUGCACGGCCGUAAGCAUUAUUCCGACCUUCUCAGACAAAGAUCGCGAGAGAAUUUCCUGUCCGCCGUAUAUGGCCUGCUAUAAAUGUGUUCCUCUUAUUUUUCAAAUGGCAACCCACUCCUUUUGUUUAGGGAUGAUUUUGCCAGCGUCACGUUAUCCGACAUACGAAAUGUUUUAGUGUUAGUGUCAUAGUAUAGCGUUGCGCUUACGCGAGCGAUGUGGAGGGGAUUGUUGCGUAGUUUUCGGUCAGUCUAUGGGCGGCGGCUGCGCGGGAAUAUUCGACGGCGGCGCUGUUAGGUAUCCAGCCGUGUGAGGUGCACCUG